AUGGCCUCUUCCUCUUCGCCGUCGCGCUCUUCGGUGAUGCCGUCUUCAUCGGUUUCUCCUUUGCCGCCGUCUCCACCUAAUCCUAUGAAGGACGGAGAAUUGAAAAACUGGUUGGAGCUUCCUCCGGAACUGACGUCAUCGAUCCUGCUCCGGCUUGGCGCGACUGAGAUACUGGAUAACACUCAGAGAGUGUGCAAGUCGUGGCUCCGCCUCUGUAAAGACCCCUCGAUGUGGCGCAAAAUCGAUAUGCUUGACCUUGAUGACUAUGAUAGCAAGGAUUGCAAGGCGAGCAUGUGCCGUCGCGCUAUUGAUCUGAGCCAGGGAGGCUUGCUUGAGAUCGACAUUGGGUACUUUGGUUCUGAUGAUCUCCUCGAUUACAUCGCCGAUAGCUCAAGUGAUCUCAGGAGCCUUAAACUUGUAAUGUGCAAUGAAAUAACAGACGAUGGAUUUUCCGAAGUAGUUUCGAACUUUCCAUUGCUUGAGGAACUCGAGCUUUCGUACUGCCCACUGUCAGAAGAGUCUCUGAAAGCUGUAGGCAAGUCUUGUCCAAACCUGAAGACGUUGAAGCUAAACUGUGCUGGGUACAGGGUUCCUCGGAACGAGAGUGACGAUGAGGCUCUGGCAAUCUCUGCAACAAUGCCAAGACUUCGCCAUCUCCAGAUCUUCGGGAACAGAUUAACAGACGUCGGUUUAAACGCCAUUCUGGAGAAGUGUCCUUGCCUGGAGCAUCUUGAUUUGCGUCAGUGUUUCAACGUGAACCUUGUUGGGGAUCUGGAGAAGCUGUGUCUUGAGAAGAUCAAAGUCGUGAGACGACCUAACGACUCGACCCGUGAUUACCCGUAUGAUGCGACGGUUAACGAUUUGGAUUCGUCUGAUGAUGAGUACCCUUACGGAUUCUCUGAUGCCGAGCUAAUGUCGGAUGAUGAGUAUCUCUAUGAACUCUCUGGUGCCAGUGAUAAUUCUGACGACGACAUGGUUGAUGUUUACGAUGACAUUUAUCUCUAG
Messenger RNA from Microthlaspi erraticum, 1005 nucleotides. Lineage: Eukaryota; Viridiplantae; Streptophyta; Magnoliopsida; Brassicales; Brassicaceae. The record is from the annotation of a GenBank genome assembly.